GCACCACCCGGCAGCCCAGGGAGGGGGAGGUCCCGGGCGUGGAUUAUAACUUCGUGACCGUUGAUCGGUUUAUGGAAUUGGAGAAAAGCGGCGCCCUGCUGGAGAGUGGGACGUAUGAAGAUAACUUUUACGGCACUCCGAAGCCUCCAGCCGAGCCCAGCGCUCUGCUGCUCAAUGUAACAGACCAGCUUCUGCCGGGCGCCAGACCCAGCUCCGAGGGCAAGAGGAAGCGCAACAAGUCGGUCAGCAACAUGGAGAAAGCCAGCGUCGAGCCCCCAGAGGAAGAGGAGGAGGAGAAGCCCAUCAUCAACGGCAACGGCGUCGCCGUCACCCCAGAGUCGAGCGAACACGAGGACAAGAGUACGGACGCUUCGGGGGACGCCGCCCCUCUGAGUAACCCGACGGAGGCCCUGUUGGACGUGCCCAAAGAGGACGGACAAUCCCCGAAGACGGUGGUGCCCAAACCGGAGGAGAAUGAUGAGCUAGGGCCGCUGCCGGACAACUGGGAGAUGGCUUACACCGAAAAAGGAGAAGUCUACUUCAUAGACCACAACACUAAGACAACAUCGUGGCUGGACCCGAGGCUCGCCAAGAAGGCAAAGCCGCCCGAGGAAUGCAAAGAGGAUGAGCUUCCGUACGGCUGGGAGAAAAUCGAUGACCCCAUUUACGGGAGCUACUAUGUGGAUCAUAUAAAUAGAAGAACCCAGUUCGAGAACCCGGUUCUGGAGGCUAAGAGGAGACUUCAGCAGCAGCAGCAGAUGCAAAGCCAGGGUCUGUCCUCACUGCCCCUUCCCACCAUCUACAGAGAAAAGCCGCUGUUCACUCGGGAUCCCACUCAGCUGAAAGGCAGUUUUUUGUCCACGUCGCUCCAGAAGAGCAACAUGGGCUUCGGCUUCACCAUCAUCGGAGGCGACGAGCCCGAUGAAUUCCUGCAGGUCAAAAGUGUUAUUCCUGACGGGCCCGCCGCAGCUGAUGGAAAGAUGGCUACAGGUGAUGUCAUUGUCUACAUAAAUGAUGUCUGCGUCCUGGGUACCACCCACGCCGAUGUGGUCAAACUUUUCCAGUCUGUACCCAUCGGACAAAGCGUGACACUCGUCUUGUGUCGUGGCUACCCUUUGCCGUUCGACCCGGAGGACGCCACCAACACCACCAACAACACCACCACAAUCAUCUCCCCGCUGGGCAUCAUGGAGCAGCGGCCCAUCAUGGUGAACGGCAGGACCGAUUACGAUACCUACCUGGAUUAUCUCACCCGCUCGUCGCGGUUCGUUGCAGAUCCCAAUCAGGACAACUCCCAGCAGCAGCUCCUCGCCACUCACCCAGGAGACACCCACUUGGACGGAUCGCUUCCCACCGCCACCGGCACCACGCCUCCCGACAGCAUCUCCAUGGCGUCGUCAGGCACCACCCAGGGGGAGCUGCUGACUCUGGCGAUGGUGAAGGGCGUGGAUGGUUUUGGCUUCACGAUCGCCGACAGUAUCACGGGCCAGCGGGUCAAACAAGUCCUGGAACCGUUGGGUUGUCCGGGUCUGUUCGAGGGGGACCUGAUAGUGGAGAUCAACAAGCAGCCCGUUCAGGGACUCACACACACGCAGGUGGUGGAUCUGCUCAAGGAGUGCGCUGUGGGAGCCGAGACUAGCCUGGUGGUUCAAAGAGGUGGAACAGGUCACUAUUCACCCUGGAAGACUCCAAAGCAGGUGCUGGAGCAGUGGGAGUCCCAGCAGGGCCCGGGCAGUCCCGCUCAGACCAGCCUGUCCACUCCCGCUCCCAUUUUCCCAACACCGCAUCUUCCCAGGGUCUCUAUCCCAGACUCAACCUCCAAGGCCUUGGCUAAASCAGGUCCCUAUGACCUAUUUGAGAAGUCCGUGGCUGUCUAUGAGAGUAGGCAGCCCAGCCAGCCGAGGGCUGUUUUUCCCGUGGACUCGUCAGGAGCAGAGUUCCAGGACAUUGAGGUCCACCUGCGCAGACAGAAGUCUGGGUUUGGGUUCCGGGUGCUGGGCGGGGACGAGGCCGGGCAGCCUGUGAGUUUGGAGACACGUGAGAAGAUCCUAAUCGGAGCGAUCAUAGAGAAGAGUCCAGCAGAUGUAGACGGGCGGUUGCGACCGGGUGACGAGCUGCUGUUCGUGGACCGGAUCCCCGUGGUGGGGAAGCCACACAGAUAUGUCAUCGACUUGAUGCACGCCGCCGCACGGAACGGCCAGGUCAAUCUGGUCAUCAGGAGGAGGACUCAGACUGGAGGCGAGUCUUGUCCGAAGAACGGCCAAAGCUCGGGCUCCGUCUCCACGCAGCACAGCUCCCCGCGCAGCGACUUUACGUAUGGGAACAGCACAGCCCAGGCUCCCGGCACCAACAUGGGCAACGCCACUGCYGUUUCAGACGGGACGUCAACUGCUAACGCGCAACCCAGCGACGUCAGCAUCAGCCGAAAGGAGAGCGAGGGCUUCGGCUUCGUCAUAAUCAGCUCGCUGAACCGGCCGGAAACGGCCACAACGAACACUGUGCCCCACAAGAUCGGCCGCAUCAUCGAGGGCAGCCCGGCCGACCGCUGCGGGAAGCUGAAGGUGGGCGACCGGAUCCUGGCGGUGAAUGGUCAGUCCAUCGUCAACAUGCCACACGCCGACAUCGUCAAGCUGAUCAAAGACGCAGGCCUGAGUGUCACGCUGAGGAUCAUCGCACAGGACGAGGUCAGCAACCCUCCAUCAGCCCCCACCUCUGAGAAGCAGAGCCCCAUGGCGCAGCAGCACAGUCCGAAGACCCAUCCCAACCCCGCAGCCUCCCAGUCCAACCAAGCACCGACGGAACCACACACCCCUGCGGUUCUGCCCAACCUGGUGCCCCAUCAGAGCCCGGUGACCCAGCUUCCCGCCCCUCCACCACAGACCUACACCCACGACGGCAGUUACAGGUCUGAGGUGAAGGCGAGGCAGGACGUGAAACCWGACAUCCGACAGCCACCCUUCACGGAUUACCGGCAACCUCCGGUAGAUUAUCGGCACCCUCCUGUGGCGGACUACAGGCAGCCGCCAACGCUGGACUACAGACACCCACCGCUGCUCGACUACAGACAGUUAGCCUCCGACACCAGGCAGUUUGCCAUCCCAGACUACAGAAUGCCUCCAGUUCAACUCUCGCAAGACUUCGACUUCUUCACGGUGGAGCUGGAGAAGAGCGUGAAGGGCUUCGGGUUUAGCAUCCGAGGAGGGUGGGAGUACAAAAUGGACCUGUUCGUCUUGCGUCUCGCCGAAGAUGGACCAGCCAUCCGCAACGGGAGAAUGAGGGUCGGAGACCAAAUCAUUGAGAUCAACGGGGAGAGCACUCGRGACAUGACCCACGCCAGGGCCAUCGAGCUCAUCAAAUCUGGAGGCAGACGAGUUCGGCUCCUGCUGAAGAGGGGAACAGGGCAGGUCCCAGAGUACGACAAUGCCUCCCCAUGGGAUGGUCGCCCUUCAGCCUCCCCAAGCCUGUCGGAAGUAGCCCCCCUCAUCGAUAGCUUCUCCACGCCAUCGUCUUCAUCUCAUUUGACCUCUGCCCCCAACCUUCCUCAUCUGCCUCCUCAGGACGUCCCUCAAGACGACCAGAGCCCCCAGAGAGCCGAGCUGCUAAUCCGAGAUCACAUCARCCAGGCCAGGAGAGCGGCUGCAGGCGGAGGGAGCGGCAGGGCCAAGAAGGAGAGUGGCAGGUCCACCCAUCAGGGGCACAGGGUGCAGCAGCCCACUGCUGAUGGGGAAGGGGGUAAAGAAGGGCAGAGUGAGCCGGGGGCUUUCGGGAGCUCCCGAGGAAGGUCCAAGGAGAGGACCGGCGGGGACAGCAGAGACUGCACUCACUCCCCCAGCAGCUCCAUGAUCCAGCACUCUAACGGAACCGACCGGGACGCCGCCGAGUGUUGGAGCGACGCCAAACCCAGGCUCAGGGAGCCGGAUCUGGGCGAGAGCCGGUCUAAGAAGGGCGGGGCGGCGGUGGCGGCGGGGAGGAGGGCCACGGUCUCUCCCGGGCCGUGGAAGAUCCCCGGCUCAGACAAGCUGCCGAGCGCGCUGCGCCCGGGCGCCUCCGCCUCGCUCAGCAGAUAACAGGCGCAGCUCCAGCAGGAAACCGAGGCCCUCGCGACUCCCCACCCCCUCACCCCUGCCUCCAUCAGACAGCAGAGGUGGUCUGGACCACGUGUUUAUAAAGUUUUAUUUAUAGUACUGUAUUUUAAAUUAUUCUAAAAUAUAUAUUUUACACCCACCACGUUAAAAACUGGAAAAAUCAUCCACUUUAACAGAGAAGAGCGUCGAAACUUUUUGUAGCGCGGCGAGGAAGGGAUUACGGAAACAUCGGUUUUGAGUUCUCACCAAGCUGAGCUGGACAGAAAGCAGUUUUAGUUUUUAAUAUUCUAUGAACUGUGCACAGUGGAGUCUAUUUUCUGAAGUGGAAUGUUUUGAAAGCUGGUUUUUGACGAGUGAAUGAAGCAGAGAUGAAACCCACUCAUCAGCAGAGCUUUGCCUUAACAGGGACUGUGUGGGCUUCAGUCCAUCCAAACUAAUCAAAGAGAUGAUUAUARAUAUAAUAAACAGAAACAUGUGGGGGAAACUGUGUAAAUAAGAUCAUCUUCAUAGUGAAGAACCUUAUAGAUGAGCUGAAGUUCUAGUCCACCAACAAACGAGCAAAGCGGCACUACAUGAACCUGAACCAUCAAAGUGUCUGCUACUGUUUAUUUUUUAUUAUUAUAAUUAUUAUUUUGUCAUUUAUGUGCUAAAAACUAAAAAAAAAAGAGAAAAAAUCUGUGACAGCGGUGUCCAGAAAGACGCUGAGAGAAGAAACAUGCAUGACACCAACAGACAGGAAGUGUGCCUUAGACUGACAGAGUCUGGAUUUUAUGUUCAAGGUUUGUUUUUGUACAACUACCACUUUUAAAUAAAGUUGGAAUGUUAUGUAAAAUGUAAAUAAAAUCAGAAUGCRAUGAUUUGCAAAUCCUCACCUGCUGGUUAAAGCUCUAUCAUGUAAAGAAGCAGCCAUUAUUCAGAAACUUGGGUUAUUAGAAACAAACAGAAUCAAAAGUUGAUAUUUUUAGAAACAAAACACAUCGUAUUAAAGAUGAUUUGGUCCAUGAGCUAUGAAGCCUGCCUCUCUGAUGGUAUGGGGGUGCAUUAGCGUGUAACGCAUGUUCAUCUUCUGAAAAGAUUUUUUUUAAACAAAUGGCGCAGUUUCUUAGUUUAAACAUGUUUUAUUGUGAAUAAAAUAUAAAUKUAUUGGAUUUGCAAAUCAUUGCGUUUUGUUUUUGUUUACAUUUUGCACCACAUCCAAAAYGUUUGGGAGCUGGAGUUGUACUUUGAGGGUUCAGAACAGGCUGCUAUACAACUCUAAAAAUGAAUAAAACUGUAUUUUAAAGUGUAA
This is a messenger RNA of Austrofundulus limnaeus, 5373 nucleotides long. RefSeq names its product membrane associated guanylate kinase, WW and PDZ domain containing 2a (gene magi2a). Lineage: Eukaryota; Metazoa; Chordata; Actinopteri; Cyprinodontiformes; Rivulidae. The record is from RefSeq and is a predicted model, not a curated record. Gene Ontology annotation, cellular component: cell-cell junction; cytoplasm; dendrite. Gene Ontology annotation, molecular function: SMAD binding; beta-1 adrenergic receptor binding; signaling receptor complex adaptor activity. Gene Ontology annotation, biological process: signal transduction; receptor clustering.